Molecule: messenger RNA, 189 nt
Organism: Fusarium proliferatum ET1
Lineage: Eukaryota; Fungi; Ascomycota; Sordariomycetes; Hypocreales; Nectriaceae
Source: RefSeq, a predicted model, not a curated record
AUGGGUUUGCAUGGAUUGCGACACCUGGACGAGCUCAAGUUACUGAUUGUGUUUACCUGGUCCCUGGUCGACGAUGCCCAAGAGCCUAUCACGUGGAGAAUCUCAUUCACUCUUUAUGCUGGACAUGCGAGGAGAUCAGACGCAGGAGAAAUCCUUCGGGGCAAUAAGUGGGAUGCUUUAUUUGGUUGA